This is a messenger RNA of Schizosaccharomyces cryophilus OY26, 1238 nucleotides long. Its product is annotated as AP-1 adaptor complex sigma subunit Aps1. Gene Ontology annotation, cellular component: intracellular membrane-bounded organelle; AP-1 adaptor complex. Bases 153 to 641 code for a protein of 162 amino acids. NCBI's taxonomy places the organism in Eukaryota, Fungi, Ascomycota, Schizosaccharomycetes, Schizosaccharomycetales, Schizosaccharomycetaceae. Gene Ontology annotation, biological process: protein transport; vesicle-mediated transport. Gene Ontology annotation, molecular function: clathrin-cargo adaptor activity. The transcript is spliced from 3 exons. The record is from RefSeq and is a predicted model, not a curated record.
AAAAACUUUUCAUUCUUCUAAUAAAUCGUGGCUAAAAACAGAAAUUAAUCUUUUAAGUACUUAAGUAUUUGUACUCGCAAUUCGAUUCCCUUCAAUAAUCAGCGUUUGUUAAAUUAUCGGGCAAAGGAACGUGCAAACUAUAAACCUCAACUAUGGGCAUCAAGUUUUUUCUAUUAAUAAGUCGCCAAGGAAAAGUUCGUUUGGCAAAAUGGUUUUACGCUUUGCCGACGAAGGAGAGGUUGAAAAUUAUCCGUGAUGUUUCUUCUUUAGUAAUUGUCCGCAAGCCUAAGAUGUGCAACUUUGUAGAGUAUAAAGGAGAAAAAAUCGUUUACAGGCGAUAUGCAUCUUUAUUCUUUAUUUGUGGAAUCGAGCAGGAUGAUAAUGAAUUGAUUAUUUUAGAAGUCAUACAUAAAUAUGUUGAGAUCCUUGACAAAUACUUCGGCAAUGUUUGCGAGUUGGACUUAAUUUUCAAUUUCGAAAAGGCCUACUAUGUUUUAGAAGAACUAUUACUAGCUGGUGAGCUUCAAGAAUCCAGUAAAACAAAUGUGUUAUCUGCUGUAUUAGCCGGAGACGCUGAAUCAGAGGUGGAUGCACAGCAGGAUACGAUACAAAAACUAGUUGGAAAUGUCAAAAAAUACUAAUGAAGAAGAAAAUAAAAUACCUAUCAGCCUCCAUACGGAAAAACUUGUUGAGGUAUGCAAUACGAUUCCCCUAAAUAUCCUUGUGUUUUUCUUUUACUUCUUUCCCAUAUCAAGAGACUCCCUGUGUCAGUUUUUCAUUUUAUCUGUUUAUCAAGAAGUUUUUUUUCCCGAUUUCUUUUCCUCUAAUUAAUUGCUGAGGAACAGGAACAAAUACUCCUUACGAAAGUAAGGUUGUAUGCCCACCUCAUCUCAUAUACGAAGUUUUGACUUUCUAUACUCUUUAUUUUUACCUAAUGUUGGAAAAAACACAUUCUUUUCUUUGAUGAGUUGCAUGCACAUGUUCUAAUAGAUCAAAUAUAUGCUUUUAAUUAUUUUGCUAUCCUCGCAAGUAAGUGAAGGUUCAAUUCCUUUAUUUUAUAAUUUAAAUGAAUAUAUGAAAGCUCGGGGUAAAAGCAUUAGGUGUUACCAAGACUCAUAACGCAAAUAUCUUGCUCUCCACCUCUACUAUUUACAAUCAAAUUUUUGGAUUAUAUAAUUACAAUUUAAGAUUUUCAGUCGUUUGUAAAUUAAUUAAAGUACUGGAACUUGAAAAACAAG